Carcharodon carcharias (great white shark) is the source of this 761-nucleotide messenger RNA. RefSeq names its product insulin-like growth factor 1 (gene igf1). The transcript has 4 exons. The record is from RefSeq and is a predicted model, not a curated record. Gene Ontology annotation, molecular function: hormone activity; growth factor activity. The coding region runs from base 86 to 562 and encodes 158 amino acids. NCBI's taxonomy places the organism in Eukaryota, Metazoa, Chordata, Chondrichthyes, Lamniformes, Lamnidae. Gene Ontology annotation, cellular component: extracellular region.
CCGCUCUUAGUGUGAAACAGCCAGCAAUGUAACUCCAGCUCCGGAACUAAACUUGUCUCUGCAUCUCUCGGGCUAGCGGAGCACGAUGGGGAGCUCAUCAGAUCUACAGAUGAUGGAGGAGCCCGAGAAACUAGCAGAACUGUCUAAAUGCUGCCUCUCAGAAGUCUUUGAGUUUGUUAGGAUUUGUCUUGUCUCCUACCCUCAUCUCUUCUACCUGAUGCUGUGCGUGCUAACACUGAGUGGGGUGAAUGCCAGUCCAGAGACUCUCUGCGGGGCAGAGUUGGUGGAUGCUCUCCAGUUUGUGUGUGGGGACCGAGGCUUCUAUUUCAACAAACCCACAGGUUACAGGUCGAGCGUGAGGCGACCACACAGAGGGAUUGUGAAUGAGUGCUGCUUCCAGAGCUGCGACCUCAAGUUGCUCGAGAUGUACUGUGCAAAACCACAGCGAGCAGAUGAUCCUGUACGCAUCCAACGUCACACAGAGAAAGGACAGAGGGAGAAUGUCUGGAGAAACCCCAAUCGAGCCAACACCAGCAGUGUCAACCGGAAUUAUCGAAUCUGAGACAUGUGAAAAUGAACAAGGGAUCGCUGGCAAACCUGGUCUAAUAUAACCCUGGUGUGGGCUUACUAAAAAAAAACCUGCCAAUUGUCCACAGUCGGAGUCACAAACUAGUCGCAAGUUAUCAAACGAGACCUGUUAGGUGAACUCAUUUUCUGAAAAGUAUGAAUUUUCCCCACCUUAUCAUCAUUCCUGGGUUUUU